This is a messenger RNA of Exserohilum turcica Et28A, 1191 nucleotides long. RefSeq lists its product as uncharacterized. Gene Ontology annotation, molecular function: catalytic activity. The record is from RefSeq and is a predicted model, not a curated record. The transcript is spliced from 2 exons. Bases 1 to 1191 code for a protein of 396 amino acids. Lineage: Eukaryota; Fungi; Ascomycota; Dothideomycetes; Pleosporales; Pleosporaceae.
AUGACGGCACCUCAACCGCCUCCGCUCGCCAACAUUCGCGUCCUUGAGUUCGCAGGACUCGCUCCAGGCCCUUUUGCUGGCAUGCUCCUUGCCGACUAUGGCGCAACCGUUCUCCGUCUUGACCGCGCAUCCGCCACGCAUUCCUCCGACCAACUCACGCGCCGCAAGACGUCGAUAUGCGUAGAUAUCAAGUCUCCUGCUGGCCUGGAGCUCAUCAAGAAGAUCAUACCACAAAUCGAUGUCCUGAUUGACCCGUUUCGCCCUGGUGUGCUUGAGAAAGCAGGCCUGGACCCAGAAAAGGUGCUCCUGCGACUAAACAAGCGGCUGAUUGUCGCGCGGAUGACGGGGUUCAGGCGAGACGGGAAAUACGCGCACAUGGCCGGUCACGAUAUCAACUACAUUGCAGUAUCCGGCAUUCUGAGCAUGUUCGGAAGGCAGGGCGAGAGACCGUAUCCACCGUGCAACGUGAUUGGCGAUUUCGCAGGAGGAGGCUCAAUGUGUUUUAUGGGUAUACUGCUUGCACUUCUCGCACGUGAGCGCAGCGGCUUCGGGCAAGUCGUAGAAGCCAACAUGGUGGAUGGCAGCGCUAUACUCGCGACUAUGCCGCGAUUGGGCCUGAAGACGGAGGCCUGGAAGCGCGAGCGAGGCACCAACAUGCUCGAUGGCGGAGCGCCUUACUACGACACGUACGAGACCAAGGAUGGCAAGUACAUGGCUGUUGGCGCUAUCGAGCCGCAGUUUUACGCUGCGCUGCUCAAGGGCAUGGGACUCAAGCCAUCAGACCUUCCUGGCGACCGAGACAAUAUGGCGGAUUGGCCCAAGCUCAAGGAGUUUUUCACGGCAGAGUUCAAGAAGAAGACGCGUGCAGAGUGGGAGGCCAUCUUUGAUGGUACAGACGCGUGCUGUACGCCUGUCUUCACGCAGGCAGAAUUGGAGGAACAGGGAUUCGAUCAACGACCUGCUGUCACGUUGAAGACUUCGCCGGGUCACGCGAUUCAUGAGGGCAGCGACGAAAGAACUGCGGCUGAAGGUCAGGGCAUCGGAUGGCAGGGCAGUGGGUGGACUGAGAAGGGGUUGAAGCCUGGUAGUGGAGGAGAGGAUACGCUGAGUACGUGGAUGGGAUGGACUAAGGGGAGGCAAUAUGUUGAGGAAAAGGGCGGGCUGGUUUGGAAGGACAAUUCGAAAUUGUAG